This is a messenger RNA of Drosophila arizonae, 1930 nucleotides long. It is a transcript of the gene Lkr, whose product is annotated as Leucokinin receptor. Gene Ontology annotation, biological process: G protein-coupled receptor signaling pathway. NCBI's taxonomy places the organism in Eukaryota, Metazoa, Arthropoda, Insecta, Diptera, Drosophilidae. The record is from RefSeq and is a predicted model, not a curated record. Gene Ontology annotation, molecular function: neuropeptide Y receptor activity. Gene Ontology annotation, cellular component: plasma membrane.
AGAGAGAAACGAUAAUAAAAUGGAAUCAGAUAUAAUAUACGAUCAGCAUGUGCAUGAGGAGCUGCUGCCAGGCGCCGAGGAAGAGGCGGAAUUCGAACGUCUUUAUGCGGCGCCCGCGGAAAUUGUGGCUCUACUCUCCAUCUUCUAUGGCGGCAUUAGCAUUUUAGCCGUGAUUGGCAACACGCUGGUUAUUUGGGUGGUGGCAACCACUCGACAGAUGCGCACCGUCACCAAUAUGUACAUUGCGAAUUUGGCGUUUGCGGAUGUCAUUAUUGGACUAUUCAGCAUACCGUUUCAGUUCCAAGCUGCGCUGCUCCAACGCUGGAAUCUGCCGUAUUUCAUGUGCGGCUUCUGCCCGUUCGUGCAGGCGCUCAGCGUGAACGUCUCCGUGUUCACAUUGACUGCGAUUGCCAUCGAUCGACAUCGGGCCAUAAUUAAUCCAUUACGCGCACGUCCCAGCAAGUUCAUAUCGAAAUUCAUAAUUGGAGGCAUUUGGCUGCUGGCGCUGCUCUUCGCCGCGCCGUUCCCCAUCGCGUUUCGUGUGGAGGAGAUCACGGACCGUUUUCGUGAGAACGACGUGUACUUCAAUUUGACUCGGCCGUUCUGCAUGAACAAGAAUCUGUCUGACGAGCAGCUGAAGGCCUAUCGAUAUGCUCUGGUCUUUGUGCAGUAUCUGGUGCCGUUUUGCGUGAUUAGUUUCGUCUACAUACAAAUGGCGGUUCGCCUGUGGGGCACACACGCGCCUGGCAACGCACAGGACUCGCGUGACAUAACGCUGCUGAAGAACAAAAAGAAGGUCAUUAAAAUGCUGAUUAUCGUCGUGGUUAUCUUCGGACUGUGCUGGCUGCCGCUGCAGCUCUAUAAUAUAUUAUAUGUCACAAUACCGGAAAUCAAUGACUAUCACUUCAUUAGCAUCGUCUGGUUCUGCUGCGACUGGCUGGCCAUGAGCAACAGCUGCUACAAUCCCUUCAUAUACGGCAUCUACAAUGAAAAAUUCAAACGGGAAUUUAACAAGCGCUUUUCGGCGUGCUUCUGCAAAUUCAAGACCAGCCUGGAGCCGCAUGAGCGCACCUUUUCGAUGCACACGCGUGCCAGCUCCAUCCGCUCCACCUACGCCAACUCAUCGAUGCGCAUACGCAGCAAUUUCUUUGGCGCACGGAAUGCUGGCGGCAAUGGCAAGGGCGGCAUGAGUUUCGCCCGAACUGCUUAUCAGGCCAAUUUCAAUGGCAACGGCCAUGGGCAGGGGCAUGGCAAUGCUAACGGCGGGGGAGGGGCCGGUGGCGGCAGCACCAGUAGCUACAACAACAAUGGCCAUCAAACUGUGGUGACAUUUGCGGGCAGCGAAACGACAAUGGGCCCCUGGCGACGUAAUCACUUCAAACCGCUGCAUCCGAAUGUGGUUGAGUGCGAGGAUGAUUUGGCACUGAUGGAGCUGCCCUCCACCAGCGAGGAGCUGCCGUCCAGCAUGGGCGGCGGCGCAGCGAAUGGAGCGGGCGCGCAGCUGGCGCUGUUUAAGGCCGCAUCCCGAGAAAGUUUUAGUUGCAUUUGCGAACAGGAAUUCGGUAGUCGGACAGAAUGUGACGGAACCUGCAUACUGAGUGAAGUAUCCCGGGUGCAGCAGCCGGCAGCGGGUGGCGGCGGCAGCGGCUCGGAGCCCGUAAGCGAAUCCUUGUGGCAGCCCCUCUAAAUACGCCGCAAAUACGGCGUAUUUCUCUGUGAUUUCGAAAUAAUGAAUUGUGAUUGCAAACUGAAUGUUGUUGUUGUUAAAUGCGAGCACCGAACAAUAUGUUUACAUAAGUCUAUAGAGUAGAAUAUGUGUGUGUGUGUGUGGAGUAUUCCUAGCUGCAAGCCAUGUACAGUAUUAUUAUAGAGACUAUUGUCAGUGUGUGGGGGCCACGGAAUCGCGCAGAGACACAGGAGAAACACAAAG